Onychomys torridus (southern grasshopper mouse) is the source of this 795-nucleotide messenger RNA. It is a transcript of the gene Yipf7, whose product is annotated as Yip1 domain family member 7. The coding region runs from base 28 to 795 and encodes 255 amino acids. Gene Ontology annotation, biological process: vesicle fusion with Golgi apparatus; endoplasmic reticulum to Golgi vesicle-mediated transport. The transcript is spliced from 6 exons. Gene Ontology annotation, cellular component: membrane; trans-Golgi network. Lineage: Eukaryota; Metazoa; Chordata; Mammalia; Rodentia; Cricetidae. The record is from RefSeq and is a predicted model, not a curated record.
AAUGUCACAGUAAAAAACUCAUUUAAGAUGUCGAAUUUGGGAGAGUAUGACAUGGACUUUUACCAGUCUAAUUAUACGAUUGAUAAUCAGGAGCAGAGCUAUGAUUCCAAUGUUUAUGGAAAUCUUUAUGGAUCCAGAGAAACACAAGCCACUGAGCAGCGUCCGCCUUCCUCUUCUGUUCCAGCAGAGAUGCUCCUGUCAUCGAGUUAUGCAGGGCAGCUCUUUCAGCCAGCAUAUAACUCAGACUACUAUCCACCAUCUCCUUCAGUGGACGGUUUUGAUGAAGAGCCUCCUUUGCUAGAAGAACUUGGAAUUAAUUUUGAUCACAUAUGGCAGAAAACCUUGACGGUGCUAAACCCAAUGAAGCCAGCAGAUGGCAGCAUCAUGAACGAAACAGAUCUCACAGGACCCCUUCUUUUCUGUGUGGCUCUGGGAGCCACACUGCUUCUGGCAGGAAAAGCCCAGUUUGGUUAUGUUUAUGGCAUGAGUGCCAUUGGUUGCCUUGGGAUUUACACCUUACUAAACUUGAUGAGCUCUGCAGGGGUGUCAUAUGGCUGUGUGGCCAGUGUCCUGGGAUACUGUUUGCUCCCCAUGAUCAUCUUGUCCAGCUGUGCAAUCUUCUUUUCAUUGCAGGGCACCUUUGGAACUGUGUCAGCCAUGCUCAUCAUCAUCUGGUGCAGUCUCUCAGCUUCCAAGAUCUUCAUUUCGGCCUUGGCCAUGGAAGGACAACAGCUUCUUGUUGCUUACCCCUGUGCCUUAUUUUAUGGACUGUUUGCCCUUUUGACAGUUUUCUAA